Molecule: messenger RNA, 915 nt
Organism: Aspergillus neoniger CBS 115656
Lineage: Eukaryota; Fungi; Ascomycota; Eurotiomycetes; Eurotiales; Aspergillaceae
Product: phosphotransferase family protein
Exons: 2
Coding region: 1-915 (304 amino acids)
Source: RefSeq, a predicted model, not a curated record
AUGUGGCUCUCCCUUAUCCCCUCAAUCAUAACUCCGGAUUAUACCUGGCCAGCACCUGCUGUUACUACAGUCCAAAGAGUAACCCCACCAGUGCCCGCCGUACCGGGCGCCAAUAGCAGAUGGCUUUGGGGUAAAGCACAUGGUUUGCUCUACCACUUCUCACGGUGCUACUGCUACCUGUUGGAAUUAUAUUUUGACCCGCACAUUAUCCAGCUGCCGUUUGGACUCGUUCUAAAAUGGACCGAUCGGACGAGCGUGGAGGAGGUCAUUGCAAUGCAAAUGGCUCGAGCAGCUGGUAUUCCAGUCCCAAGAGUCCUCAGCUGCGGAGAGCACGUUACUCCUCACUUGACCCGAGAGGUCUCGAUACUCAUGACGAGACUGCCAGGCUUCAGUCUUAUGAACUCCGAUGAUCCCUUGGAGGUUGCUGACGAGGGUCCGUGGCUUGAAGAACUGAAGACUUGCGUCCACGCUAUGCGCGAGUGGGAACCACCAAGUCAGGAUAUUAUCUGCUGGCCUAUCGGAACGGCCCUCCGCAGCUCGCGCGUCCCUGACCACAUCAUGGGUCCUUUCAAAGACCACAAAUCAUUCUACCAGCACCUUUUUGCACCAGCAUCUCAGCAUGGUUUCAUAUCUGUUGAUGAUUACAAUAAUACAUUCGCGACUGCGAAGAAGUUACAACAGCGCCCUUAUAAAGUCAAGUUCACUCACGGAGACCUCAAAGCUCAUAACAUUCUAAUCAAUGAAGAUGGGCACUUGGCUGGCUUUCUCGACCGGGAAUCCGGAGCAAUGCGCUUCGGGAAAGACAGCUGGUGGUAUCAGGUUGCUAUGUGGAUGGGUGGUGAUGAGUAUCGAGAAGAGCUAGAAUCAGACAGAGCGUUGAACCGUUUGACGGUGGACUCUUACAUAGCUUUUUGA